Molecule: messenger RNA, 1509 nt
Organism: Dichomitus squalens LYAD-421 SS1
Lineage: Eukaryota; Fungi; Basidiomycota; Agaricomycetes; Polyporales; Polyporaceae
Product: HCP-like protein
Exons: 3
Coding region: 1-1509 (502 amino acids)
Molecular function (GO): protein binding
Source: RefSeq, a predicted model, not a curated record
AUGUAUGCUCAGCCUCAAGCACGACAAUCCGCCAGCUUCACCCCCGACUUCGAACAGCGCCGCCCAUCACCGUCACAGGACCCUAUACCCAACGGCCGCCCAGGCUCCCAGUAUUACCCUUACCCCCAGCAAUCUCGCCAGCCCCAAUACAAUCAGCACGACGACGCACCCUAUGACGGAGACGGAGAUGACUUUUUCCAAUCCCAGUCCCAGUACGACCAGCCAUACGCAGCCAGAUCCGUCGCCACUCAGUCGGUCCGCGCGCCGUCCCCACCCACCGGCCCUAUCCUCGACCAUUCCCACCUCCGCCCGGGAAACCAAGCCGCGCUCCUCUCGCACGAGCGCACGCUAGAGCUCUAUCGCGCAAACGCGAAGAAGACGCAGGACCCCGACCUCCAGUUCGAGUUCGCCGUCUUCAUGAUCGACGCCUCCAAGACGAUGCCGAUCCCGUCCCCAACCCCGGGCAACGUCAUGGAGGUCGAGAAGGCCAUCGCAAAGCGCGACGACCUCGUCCACGAGGCCAUGGGCCUCCUCAAGCGCCUCGCAGACCGUGGACACAUGCCCGCCCAGUACUUCCUCGCCGACUGCUACGCCAACGGUAUCGGUACCCACAAGAAUCGCCAGGACUUCGACCGCGCUUUCCCCUUAUUCGUCCUCGCUGCUAAACACGGCCAUCCCGACGCAGCCUAUCGAGCUGGAACUUGCUGUGAGAACGGCUGGGGGUGCAGACGUGAGUCUGCGAAAGCCGUCCAGUUCUACAAGAAGGCUGCCGCGGCCGGCCACCCAGGCGCCCUCUACCGCUUAGGCAUCGCCGAGCUCAACGGGGAGCUGGGGCUUUCGAAGAGCCCGAAAGAGGGUGUGAAGUACUUGAAACGAUCUGCGGAGGCUGCGACCGCCGAGUUCCCGCACGCGCUGCACGAACUCGCGCUCCUCCACGAACGCGGCAUCGACAACGUGCUAUUCGUCGACUACGAAUACGCUGCGGAGCUACUCGCGCAGGCGGCGGAGCUUGGGUACGCGCCAAGUGCCUACAGGUUAGGCGAGUGCUACGAGUACGGCAAGAUGGGCUGCCCGCAGGAUCCCGCACUGUCAAUACACUACUACAAUAUUGCCGCGCAGCAAAACCAUCGCGACGCGUGCUUCGCAUUGACCGCAUGGUAUCUCGUCGGCUCACCAGGCGUCCUCCCACAGUCCGACACGGAGGCGUACCUUUGGGCACGGAAAGCGGCAGAGGCUGGGCUUGUCAAGGCCAUGUACGCAGUCGGAUACUUUCUCGAAGUCGGCAUCGGUACGGAGCCGGACAUGCAGGAGGCGAUACAAUGGUACAAGCGCGCGGCAGAACAAGGCGACAAACGCGCGGCGCAGCGGCUCAAGGGCCCACAGAACACUGCCAUGGUCGCUCCUGGGGGGCCUGGCUCAGUGUUGCAAAGACACGAGAACGGGAGCGGGGACCUGUCCACAUCAGGCUCUGGCAAGAGCGGGAAGGACAAGGAUUGCGUGAUUAUGUGA